Molecule: messenger RNA, 13095 nt
Organism: Thelazia callipaeda (thelaziosis nematode)
Lineage: Eukaryota; Metazoa; Nematoda; Chromadorea; Rhabditida; Thelaziidae
Source: the annotation of a GenBank genome assembly
AUGUCAUCUAAACGAUUGGUAAUUGAGGAGUUUGGAACAGGAUUAUCUCAUUCUUAUCAGCUUCCUUCACCUGCACAACUGAAUUCACAAUUGCAGUACCAACAGCAAUACCAACAGCAUCAUCCACACUUAGAUUAUUCUGGAAGAAAUCAUUUCAAUAGUGACAUGUCCUUUGUAGAACGAGUUGCGCCUCAGCGUGUAUCUGCUGGAGGUCAAGAUUAUGCUCUUCAAAAUGGGCAGUUGAAGCAGCAGAUACGAACCCAAAAGCCACCUCAGUUUAACAGUAUUCCACCUUCAGCAACAGUUAAAGCUGGAGAGUCAAUCACAUUUACUGCUAGGACAUCCGAUCGACCAAUACCACAUUUAAAUUGGUAUCGCUCCGACGGUAGUCAGAUCACGACAGAUGGACAUUAUGUUGUAGAGAACUCUCUUGAUGGUACUACUAAGCUAACCAUCAACAAGUGUACAGCUGAUGAUAGAGACACUUACUUAUGCAUAGCAGAAAAUAAUGGAGGAGCCGUGCAAAUACGUUGCUCUCUUAAUGUAGUCGAGCAGAAACCAAGAAGUGCUCCGCAGUUUGUUGGAAAAUUUCAGUCUGUUACAAUUUAUGAAGGAGAUUCCUUGACACUUUAUUGCAAAGCAGUAGGUGAAAAGAUUCGGAUGAGUUGGUUUAAAGAUAGUAUACUUUUGAAAACUGGCGGUUCGUACAAGAUAGAAGAUAAAGGAAACGGAGAAUCUACACUGCAGAUUCUUAGUGCCAAACUUGCUGAUGGUGGUUGGUAUCAGUGCAAUGCUACAAAUGAGUCUGGAACUUCAUCUCUUAAAGUUGUUUUUGAUAUUGGACGUGUGGUUGUUCAGACGCGUCAAAAAUUGGAUUUAGCAGAUGACGGUAUUAGAAUACGAAAGACUGAUCGUCGUAUGAUUAGAUAUGGAGAAAGACUUCAAAGUGACACUAAUGAAGUGCGAGCGACUUCUACACAACUACCAAAGUUCUUGAACAUGAUCAAGAACUUAAGUUUGGUUGAGGGUCAAGCCGCUUUACUCAGCUGCACAUAUUCGCCACCAGAUGAUCCAAACUUGAAAAUAGCAUGGCUAUUGAAUGGAAAAGCUGUGAUGGCAAGUUCUCGUCUUUCAACUGUAACAGAUCAUGGUUAUGCAGCUUUGGAAAUAAAUCCUGUUACUGUAUUUGAUAAAGGGGAAUAUACAAUAGUAGCAGUAAAUACGUUGGGUGAAGCUCGUCUCUCUGUAUUUGUAGAUGUCACAGGUGACUCUGUUAGACAUCGAAGUGCUUUGACGGACACUUCAAAUGUAAUUCUUUAUGAAAGAUCUCAGAAUAGUAAAAUUGCUGAAAUGCCGAAUUUCCAUACGGAAUUAAGAUCGAUGGAAGUUUUUGAUGGUCAGCGUGUUCAUUUGGAAGCGAGAUUUUCACCAGCAGAUGAUCCAAAUAUUAAAAUAUUGUGGCUUUUCAAUGGAGAAUAUUUGAAAUCAAGCGAUAAUAUACAAAUAUUAAACGAAUAUGGAAUCGUUGCUUUGGAUAUUUUAAAUAUUACUCCAGCAGAGGCUGGUAAUUAUACCUGUCAGUUGACUAAUGAUGUGGGUACUAUGGAAUCGACAGCUACCAUACUUGUUCAACCCGGUAUAAAAGAUUUCGUUCAGCGAAAUAUAAUAGAUGUGGACGAUGCCCGCGAGCUUCAACAAGAGCUUGAUGCUUCAUCUCACGCUCCUGUUUUCGUUACCAGUUUAUCAAAUUUUCACUGUGAUCAAGAGCUUGGGCGUUCAUAUUUUGAAGCACGCAUUACUCCUGUGAAUGACCCCACAUUAAAAGUAAUUUGGCUAAAAGAUGGUCGUCCUCUUCUUGUUGCAAAUCGGAUUCAAACGUUCAGUAAUUUUGGUUUUGUCUCAUUAACGUUGAAUCCAACAUAUCCCGAAGAUGAAGGCACAUAUACAUGUAUCCUAAAAAAUUUACAAGGUGAAGCUCAGAGUGUUGCGCAGCUUACGACUGUACAUACAGCCAAUUUACAACUGAAUUCUAAACAUGAGCAGUCCUUGGCACAAAUUGGAUAUCUUGAAGGCCAGCAGAUUCACAUCGGACCACCAUCUGUUGAAAGACCUGAAGAAUCAUUCAGUAUGGAACAGCCACGUUUCGUUCGUCAGCUAGAAAGAUUUGUGGAAGUUAACGAAAAUGAACCGGUUCAUUUCGAAGCACGUAUUUUGCCUGCCAGCGAUGUUAGAAUGGUUGUUGAGUGGUACCACAAUGGAGCACCGUUACCCGCAGCACACAGAUUCAAGCCGAUGUUUGAUUUUGGUUAUGUCGCUUUAGACAUUUUGUAUGCUUUUCCGGAAGAUUCAGGAGUCUACACUUUAAUUGCUAGAAAUGAGUUGGGUGAGGUGCAGUCAAAUCUGGAGUUAAUUGUAAACUCAGAAAAAUCUUUGUACCUGGACGCGCAUCAUCCAGAAGGGUUGAGUAGAAUUCAAGAAUUGGAACAGAGUCGCAUCCGACCUCUAGAACAUCCAAAUGAUCGUGAGUGUGAUCAUGAACCUCGAUUCAUAGGGGAUCUCCAUGAUUUAGAACUCAAUGAAAGUGAUGAUAUCCAUUUUACCCUGAAGCUGGAACCUGUGAAUGACCCAACAAUGAAAGUAGAGUGGUACGUCGAUGGACGUCCACUUCUGGCUAGUUCACGUGUCCGAACUCAAUAUGAAUUUGGCUUUUUAAUGGCUGAAAUUCAAGGAGCUAUCGCAGAAGAUUGUGGAAUUUACAGUGUAAAAGCGACAAACAAACUUGGUGAAGCAGUGAAGCAAUGCGCAGUAUCCGUAAGACCCCACGUAGCAGUACUUUCGGAGACGCAACAUCAAGAAAGUUUAAAUAAAAUUCAUCAGAUAGAAAGCUCAAAUAAGUACAGUCGACAAGAAGUAGAAGACAAAGGUUCCCAGGAGCCUCCACGAUUUACAAAAUUACUACCAGAUGAUAUUGGUACUGUUGAGGAAGGAGAGCCACUUCAUUUAGAGUGCCAAGUAAUUCCAGUGAAUGACAACACUUUAAGCAUUCAUUGGCUGAAAAAUGGAAAACCUAUCCCUACAGGGCAUAGAUUUCGUGUCUUUCAUGACUUUGGAUUCGUUUCUCUGGAUAUUUUGGAUGUAUAUGCUGAAGACUCAGGCACAUACACUUGUGUUGCAAAAAAUGCAUUUGGAGAAGCAACAUCAUCAAUUAGUUUCAUUUGCGAUGCUAAAGAACGAGUUUUGGCUCAAACGCACCAUCCAAGUAGUGUCGCUAAGAUUCAAGAAAUCGAAGCUCCAAAACCGAUUCCGAAGGAAUCACCUGAUGCAAUAAAAGAAGUCCCGAAAAUCAUUAAGCACAUUAGUAAUGGUGAAAUGAUGUAUGUUACUGAAGGAGAUAGUGUUAAUUUGGGAGCGCAAAUCACUCCUGUUGAUGACAAUACAAUAACAUAUGAAUGGCUCUUGAAUGGUAGACCAUUGAUGAAAGCUCAUCGCUUUGUCCUAAGUCAUGAUUUUGGGUUUAUUGCGCUUAAUAUAUUGUACAUGUAUCCAGAAGACAGUGGUACGUACACAUUAGUUGUCAAAAAUUCAGCCGGUCAAGUUCAGUCUGUUGCUGAUAUUGAUUGCAAAGCUAAAGGAAGCAUGAUAACAGAAUCAUUCCAUCCGAAUUCAGUGCAGCGAAUUCGUGAGCUAGAAAUGCCCUUACAGCCAGCAGAUAAACAUCCAGAAGCACCUCGAGUGGCUCCAAGAAUUGUACGACCAUUACCACCCCAAGUAAAUCAUGUGCACGAAAGUCAAACACUUCAUUUAGAAGCGCAAAUUUCACCUGUCGAUGAUAAUCAGCUUGAGGUUUACUGGCUUCACAAUGGACAGUCUUUGAAAGCUGGGAGCAGAUAUCGCUUAAUGAAUGAUUUUGGUCUUGUAUCGUUAGAUAUUGACUAUAUCAUCGCUGAAGAUGCUGGAACUUAUACAUUGGUAGUUAUAAAUCCUGAAGGUCGUGCUGAAACAAGCACUCAAUUCGAUGUAGAGCGUUUAAAAAACAUCUAUCUGGAAUCUGAACAUCCUGAAAGUUUACGAAGAAUUCAAGAAAUUGAAGCGAUCGAACCAGCUAAGCCAUCUGAAGAAGAAAUUGUUUUUGAAAUGCCACAUUUCAUACAGUCAUUGAAUGGACCGAAAGAAAUCCUUAGAGAAGGGCAGUCAGUGCACAUGGAUUGCAUAGUUGAACCAAUCAGAGAUCCUAAUCUGAAGAUUGAAUGGUUCGUAAACGGUUAUCCGAUUAUGUUUGGAUCACGUAUCCGGACAAUGCAUGACUUCGGUUAUGUAGGUCUCGAGUUUCUGCACAUUCAUCCUGAAGAUUCUGGUACUUAUACAUGCAAAGCAAGUAAUGUAGCCGGUGAAGCGAAAUCUGAAUUUUUCAUCGAAUGUCAACCUCGAAGAAACGUAUACCUCGAUACUCAGCAUGCUGAGUCACUUACGAAAAUACAAGAGAUUGAAAGUCAUAAACCGAUACGAGUACCAUCACCUGAACUCUCCUUCCCUCCUCCAACGUUUACUGAACCUCUGCAAAAUUUGGAUGAUGUUGUUGAAGGCGAGAGUGUGCGAUUGAAAUGUAGAUUACAACCGUACAAUGAUCCAACUUUGAAAGUAUAUUGGACUAAAAACGGUCUUCCAUUGCCAGAAGGAAGCCGUUUUAUGCCGGCUCAUAAUUUAGACUAUGUAACCUUGGAUUUGCUUGCUGUAUAUGGUGAAGAUUCUGGUAUAUAUUCCUGUCGAGCAGUAAGCGAAUUCGGUGAUGCCACUACUUCAUGCGUUAUAAAAUGUCAACCAUCGAAAUCACUGCUUUUGGAUACUCAUCAUCAAGAGUCGUGGAAUCAAAUUCAAGAUAUUGAAAAUCGUCGGCCACAAGAACCUAUUUUUGUUGAACCGGAGAAAAUAUCACCGCAUUUCGUAGUACCAUUGCCGUCACACUUAGGUGAAUUCCAUGAAGGUGAACCUAUUCACAUAGAAGGACAGAUUGAGCCUACUAAUGAUAAUCAACUAACAGUAGAAUGGUAUCAUGAUGGACAACCGUUAGUAAAUGGACAUCGUUUCCGCAAAUCUUAUAGUUUUGGAUAUGUUUCUUUGGAUAUUCUAUAUGCUUUUCCUGAAGAUGGUGGAGAAUGGACUUGUGUAGCGAAAAAUAGCAUGGGCAAUUUCGUAUUCGUGCUACGGUCACUUAUGGCAAUGCAUAUUAAAGAUUUCUCAAUUUUCAAUAUAGGUGACGCUCAUUCCACUUCAACAUUAAACGUCAUUAGCAAGAAGGUAAUUUACGAUGAAAGUCAGCAUCCAGAGAGUUUGCAAAGAAUUCGUCAGUUUGAAACUCCUAAAGAUGUGCCACCAGAGGCACCAGAACUGAAGCCGCUGUCUCCGAAGUUCGUACAGCCAUUGCAAAUCAUUGAAAGAAUUGAGGGUCAACCUGCUCACUUUGAAACAAGGGUGACUCCGAUGAAUGAUCCAAAAAUGAAAAUACAAUGGUUUAAAGAUGGUUUUCCUCUUCUUAAUAGUAAUCGAUUCCACCAUACAUCUGAUUUUGGAUUCAUCGGCCUCGAUAUUACAUAUACUGUUCCAGAAGAUGCGGGCACAUACACAGUUGUAGCAACUAACGAACAAGGACAAGAUCAAGUAGAAGGGCAGUUGUCAGUUGAUACCAAAUCAGCCAUCAUUAGUGAUACACAACAUGAAAAGAGCUGGCAAAAAAUACAAAUGUUAGAGCAGCCAAAAAAGAAGUCUGAAGAGAUAACAGAAACUUUGUUUGAGCCACCUCAUUUCACGCGGCACCUAAACUCCAUUGAAAAUCUUAUCGAGGGUCAACCGGCUCAUUUCGAAGCAAACUAUAGCCCAAUUAAUGAUCCACAGCUAGUUAUUUCGUGGUUUCGUAAUGGCCAACCAAUCGCUGCUUGUAGUCGUAUUUCCAUGAGAAAUGAAUUUGGCUUGGUGACUCUUGACAUACACUAUGUAUUACCAGAAGAUAUUGGUGAAUAUCGUUGUUUGGCUAGAAAUGCAGCAGGUGAAAAUGAAACAGCGUGUAGCCUUGAAUGUCGAACUCGUGCAAGUAUUUUGAAAGAUGUACAGCAUCCAGAGAGUUGGAAACGCAUUCAAGAAAUUGAAGCACCUAAGGCAGCUAUGGCAAUUCCAGAGCCAGUAAUUCAUGCUAAACCAACUUUCACUCAACCUUUGCAAAGUGUGAACGUUCAGGAAGGCGAAGUUGUUCUUUUAGAAGCAAAAGUUGUGCCAAUCAAUGAUCCAAAAUUGCAAAUUCAAUGGUUUCACAAUGAGUCGCCAUUACAACAGAGCAGCUGGCAUACAGUUACUAAUGAUUUUGGAUGUGUCACUUUGCGCAUUUCGCCUGUUUAUCUUCAUCACUCCGGUGUUUAUUCAUGUAAGGCUGUGAAUGAAAAGGGAGCAGCUAUUACGAGUGCCAAUGUCUCUAUCUCAAGCGCUAGCAAUCUGAUCAUGGAUACGCAACAUCCGGAUUCGUUAAAAAAGAUCCAGGAACUAGAAUCAAUCGAUAAAAAUGCUAGGCUAGAAGCACCAGAAGUUGAUUUCGGCAAACCAAAUUGGAUCAAAGUUUUUGAUAAUAUUGAUAACUUACAAGGAGGUGAAAUUAUGCAAUUAGCUGGAUAUUUGGAACCAGUAGGCGAUCCACAUCUAAGGAUCGAAUGGUAUCACAAUGGCGUUCCGUUACAAAAUUCAAAUCGAUAUCGUCAUGAUAAUGAUUUUGGAAAUGUCACUUUAACAAUAGUAUAUGUUCUCCCAGAGGAUUCUGGGUUGUAUACAUGCAAGGCCAUCAAUAAUCGAGGUGAAGCCGCAACCAGUGCUACAGUCAGAGUUGAUGGUUAUGAAACAAUUGUACGUGAUACACAACAUCCAGUAUCUUGGCAAAAAAUUCAAAUUUUGGAAGCACCUGUGCAUGUAGAAGAAAUGGAAGAAGUUGUCGAGAAAGAGAAGCCACGGUUUCUAACACAACUCGAGUCAGUAGCUGACGUACCGGAAGGGGCGAUCGUGCAUUUGGAGGCGACCUUCCAACCUGCUCGAGAUCCAGAUCUUAAGGUAGUGUGGUUACAUAAUGGGCAACCAUUGGGCGCGAGCCAGUUGGUUAAAACACAAAGCGAAUUAGGAUGGGCUACUCUUGACAUCGGUGGUGUUAAUUUAGAUCAUAACGGCAUCUAUACUCUCAAAAUUAUUAACAGUGAAGGGGAAGCUGCUUCAUCUGCAUCGAUUAAGGUUGCUGGUAUUGGUGAUGUCUUAUUUGAGACUUCACAUGAGGAGUCAUGGCGAAGGAUCCAAGAAAUUGAAGCACCGAAAGAAAAAACGCCAGAACCACCACCACCGAUUUACGAAGCUCCAUCAAUUCAUGAACAAAUCUCUGAUGUCGAAUGCAGUGAAGGAGAACCUUCACACUUUGAGGCAGUUAUCGUUCCAACUAAUGACCCUAAUUUAGUAGUUACUUGGCUUCGUAAUGGCCAGUUAUUAGCACAUGGUUCAAAAUAUGCGAUUUCCCAAGAUUUUGGCUUUUGCACUUUGGAUAUUGGCUACACGUAUCCUGAAGACCAAGGAGUCUAUCAGUUGCGUGUGUCCAACGAAAAAGGUGAAGCAAUCUCAAGUGCUAUAUUAAAGUGUCAUGCAAAAGAAGCAAUAUAUGGUGACACACAGCACUCGGAAUCAUGGAGACUUAUUCAGGAAUUAGAAGCUCCGAAAGCACCAAUGCUUGAGAUGCCACAACCUCCAAAAAUGAAACCUUGUUUCUUGUCACAGAUUCAGAGUCCUGGUAAUCUAUAUGAAGGACAAUCAGUUCAUUUUGAAGCCACAGUGGAACCUGUGGACGAUCCUGAUCUUGAAAUACAGUGGUUUUUGAAUGGAGACUUAAUAUCAGCCAGCUCUCGAAUCAAAAUGAUCAACGAUUUUGGCUGGGUAAUCAUGGAUAUAAGUGGAGUGGAACCGCGCGACAGUGGCGAAUGGACAUGCGUUGCGUCAAAUAAAGCUGGUGAAGCAAAGUGUUCCGCUAUCAUUAAUAUUUUAAGCAAAGAAAGCAUUGUUCGAGAUUCGAUACAACCUCAAAGUCUUGACAGAAUCAUAGAAAUCGAAACUAGGAAACCCGCACUUCCAGAGUUGCCACCAAAAGUUUUUGAAGCACCAAAAGUUAUUGUACAUCUAAAAGAACCUGUGAAUCUCAGUGAAGGUGAUAGCACUCAUUUUGAAGCUCAGUUCACUCCAGUUGAUGAUCCGAAAUUGGAAGUUGAAUGGUUUAGGGACGGUAAACCUUUAUUCCAUGCAAAUCGAUUCAAAAUGGUUCAGGAUUUCGGCUUUGCAAUACUUGACAUCUCACACCUUUUUGCGCAGGAUGCUGGUGAGUAUACUGUCAAAAUCAGAAAUGCUGUGGGAGAAGCGAGUUCGUCAGCAUUCUUGAAAAUUAUUCCUAAAGAGAGUCUUUUAUUACAGCCUCAGGACGCUGGUAAAGCAAAAGCAGUUGAACAACUAGAGUAUAAUUUAUAUAUGAAACCGGAAAAAAAAUCUGUAGAAGAACAGAAAACAGUACCAGUGUUUAUUGAACCUUUAUCAGCUCCUCUUACAUGUGAAGAAGGAGAUCGUGUUCAUUUCACUGCAAGAUAUGAACCACUGAACGACGAUGAAUUACAAAUCCAGUGGUAUUUGAAUGGGAAAACAUUAAAAACUGGAAGUCGUGUCAAGACAAUUCAUGAUUUUGGUUUUGUUGUACUUGAAAUAUCGCCUACAUAUCCAGAAGAUUCUGGAGAAUACACAUGCCGUGCUAUGAAUAAGAUUGGUGAAGCAGUAACUAGCACGCAACUCACGUGUGAACCAAGACAAAGUAUUAUAACAAAGUCUCAGCUUCCAGAUAAUAUGUCUGGUGCUUAUAAAAAAAUCGUUAAAAUCGAAGCACCGAAAGCGCCUGAUCUCGAAAAACCUGAUAUUGAUUAUGAACCACCAAAGUUUAUUACGCAGCUACAAUCUCUCUCCGAUUUGCUAGAAGGACAAAUGGUUUAUCUAGAAGUGCGACUGGAACCCGUUAAUGAUCCUAAUCUAAAAGUUGAGUGGUUCCAUAAUGGACAACCUGUGGGUCACACAGCGCGCAUGAGAACAAUCCAUGACUUCGGGUUUGUUGUUCUAGAGCUAGUACCCGCUGAGCCUCAAGAUUCGGGUAUCUGGUCAUGUCGUGCAACUAAUCAGAAGGGUUACGAUGAAACAUCUUGUAACAUCCAGGUACGUGGUACUGGUGGCAUUGUUUCGGAAUGGCAAAGUACUGCUGAAAGCAAAAAUCGCAUUGAACAGCUUGAAAAGUAUAUCCAUCGCCCAAAAGAAGAAUUGGAUCAACCAAUUAAGGAGUACGAUGCACCAUAUUUCACUCAAGAUCUUACUGAUCUUGGAACGAUGAAUGAAGCGGAAGCAACUGCUUUUACCUGUGUGUUGCAACCAAUCGGUGACCCAUCACUUCGUAUUGAAUGGCUUCAUAAUGGACAUGUUAUGCCUUAUUCAAACAGAAUACAAAUGUCAAACGAUUUUGGUGUUGCUACAUUGCUCAUUAAACAUCUUAUCAGUGAAGAUAGUGGAGAAUAUAAAUGUAUUGCUCAUAACUCUAAAGGGCGGGCAGAAACUGUUGGCUACAUUAAAGUUGCAUCAGUCACUCAAGUCGAAGCACCUAGAAUACUGCAACCCUUGCAAGGAGAUUCGAUUCAUAUGGAAUGUCGUGUUACACCUAUCAAUGAUUCUAAAUUGAUAGUGAACUGGCUCAAAGACGGUGAACUACUUCCGGAAGCCUCACGUUUGAAGGCUCGAUGCGAAUUUGGUUAUGUCACUUUGGAUAUUUUGUAUGCUCUUCCAGAAGAUAGUGGAGUGUAUGACUGUGUUAUUAUGAAUGAUCAAGGAGAAGCAUCUACUAAAACACAUGUCCUUUCGAUGCCGAAACUAGAGUUUUCACCACAAGCGCCAAGAGCUAAUAUUGAAUAUCUAGAAAACCAUUUGCGUCAGCAUACUGCAAUGGCUUUAGCACUUAAUAAGGAUGACGCAUACCAAGAAGCUUUGAAACGGCCUCCUGAAUUUAAAACGAAUUUAGCAAAUAUUGGCGUUGAGGAGGGUGAAUAUUGUCGUUUCGAGACACAAAUUGCUCCAGUUAAUGAUCCAUAUAUGAAAUUAGAAUGGUUCAAAAAUGGAAAACCUGUUUUGAUUGGUAUUUUUUUAAAGUCAUCACUAAAUAUUAUUUCAGGGUACCGAUUUCGAUCAAUGCUAGAUUAUGGAUUUGCAUGUUUGGAUAUUCUUUACUCUUUACCAGAUGAUACUGGAGAGUAUACUUGUGUAGCAACAAAUCCUUAUGGAAAAGCAUCAAUUUCAGCGAAAUUAGCUUGCUCUAGUUCCAAACACAUUAUCACUGAAAGCCAGUUACCACAAGGUCUUCUUGUUUCUGAUGUCAAGAAACUUGGUGAUCAGCCAUACUGGUCUGAAGAAAUUGGUGAAAGACCUCGUGAAAAGCAAGCACCAAAGUUCACAAUUAAACCGAUGAAUAUCCAGGUUGUCGAGAGUGAACCUGCCAGAUUUGAGUGCGCAGUAAUUGGUAAUCCAAAACCAAAAGUUAUAUGGUACAUCAACGGAAACCAGGCCAUCCACGGAAAUAGAUUCAAAUUAAAUUAUGAUGGAAUCUAUUAUUUAACCAUUUUGAAAACGAGAAUUUCUGAUGUUGGAGAAGUAUUGGCAAUAGCAAAGAACUCGGAAGGAGAAGCGAUGGCUUCUGCUAUGCUAGAUGUUUAUCAGAAAAAAGAUUUCCGACAUGUUAAAUUAAAGUCAACAUCUUUCAAAACAAUCGAUGAAUUGCAUGAGAGGGAGUUGGGUUGGCAAAAAGAAACUCUUGGCUCUCUUGGGGAUGCGUUCGAAAAGGCGCCAAAAGGUAAUCAGCAGAAACUGAUGCGAGUCGAGCGAUCGAAAACACCUAUUCAAUCGCUUGAAAGUGCAGAACUUAUCGAGAAAUUCACUAGACCUAAGGAUGAAAAGUUUUAUGACCAACUGAGUUAUGUUGAGGUUACUCGUCCUACUUUCGAAGGCAUGAAACUUGAAGAAGUAGCUUUGAGGGCUGGUAGUAUUGCAAAAUAUGAACCAAAGAAAGAAAAAAUGGAACGAGUAGAACUGAAAGCUGCUCCUAAGGUAGAAAAAGAACCAAUAGCAACAGGUGCGGGUGUAUCUAAACCACAAUGGGCAGUCGAAAAGAAGCUUGGAAAUGUUGAAUCACGAUUCCGUAGACUUCCUGAACCAGAGAUAGAACCAGUUGUGCCAGCACGUGAUCAAGUCAAAUUUAAAGUCGCGAAACCAAAACUGGCUGCUGAAUUUCCAACUGCACAACACGUUGAAAUCGACAAAGAAAAAGCGAAAUUGGCGUUUGUAAAACAAGGACCGAAGAUAGAAAAAGAGAUUGAAUUGCCAGCAAAAGAUCAAGUAAAGAUGAAGCAGAAAUUCCAGCCAAAAAUAGUGAAACCAUUCGAGUCACCAGUUAUUGAAAGUGGUCCUUUGAAAGAAACGCCUGUCGUUGUUAAAGCAAAGGCUACAGAAAUAGUGGUGCCAUCGAAACCCACCAUAUUGUAUCAGACAUACCAUGAACGAUCCAAGCAUGCUGUUGAGACACUAGCAAGACCAGAAAACUUCAAGGUUGAAGAUGUGGAAAAUGUCACUUACAUUCGGGACACUCGAUCUCGAGAACGAAUUCAAGGCUUUCGCAUUAUUCGACGUCAUGUUCCCCAACCAACCAAAUUUGGACAAACUCAAAAAACAGCACCACAAAUAUCGCAGCAUCUUAAACCAUUACAAGUUGAAAUUGGACGCCGAGCACAAUUCAGUGUUCUGUUCAGCGGUGAUGAGCCUAUUACUGUACAGUGGUUCUUAAAUGGCAAGGAGAUUAAGCCCAGUUUCGAAUUCCAGAUUGCUAUUACUUCAACGAGUUCAACGUUAACAAUAACAAAAGUGAAGCUGGAACAUAACGGUGAGUAUGUGUGUCGUAUCACAAACGUAGCGGGUGCUCAAGAAUCUAUGGCCAAUUUGAUGGCAGUCCCAGUGAUAGAUCGUGGAAAAGCGCCUGAAUUUAGACAGCGGAUGAACGAUAUUAGUGUGCCUCAAAAUGCUAUCUCCCAAUUCAAAUGUAUUGUUAUCGGGACACCGGAACCGACUACCAGUUGGUUCAAGGAUGGCAAACCUUUACCAAAUGAUGCUCGAUAUCAAACUCUAGAUCACAAUAAUGAACAUGAAUUAAUUAUCAAUGACACUUUACCUCGGGAUGCCGGCAUUUACGAAUGUGUUGUGAAAAAUAUCGCUGGGGAAACCAGGUGUAAAGCUCGUUUGAAUGUCAUACUAGCAAAAACUGGUAAAAGUGCGGAGAGUGGACCACGAUUAGAAGCACCUCGAUUCCAAAUUCAGAUACAGCCUACUGUAGUAACUGAAGGUGCACCAGCUGAAUUCAGGGCUAAAUACUCAGGUUCUCCAGAACCAAUGAUUCGAUGGUAUCGUAAUAAUGAACCCAUCAAAAAGAGCAAGUACAUUGGGAUGAGUCAAGAUAAAGGAGAGGCAUUUUUGCGCAUCUCACAGUGCUACCCAGAUGAUGUGGCUGAAUACAAGUGUGAAGCAAUUAAUCCUGCUGGUAGAGCAACUACCGUUGCUAAUUUGCUUUUGCAGCCAAAAGGUGGCGUCGUACUUCGAUCAACUACUUUGGGAUCAUCUUCCGCUGCUGGUGAUGCACCAAACGAAGGUUUUACGCAAACUCCUCAAAUUAAAAAGGGUCCUUCGGGCAUUCCGCAAUUUCUUUCACAUCUGUCUGACAUUACUGCUCGAUCAGGUCACACAGUGAAGUUCGUUGCUGAAAUAUCAGGUAAUCCACAACCGACUGUCACAUGGCAAUUUAAUGGAAAACCAAUCUAUGAUGGUCGCAAUAACAAGAUAUCACUAAUUGGUAACAAAGCUAUUUUGGAGCUGCAACGUAUUUCGGAAACCCAUGCUGGUGACUAUGUUGUAACAAUUCGUAAUCCGCUAGGUGCUGCUCAAAGUCAAGCAAGACUAAGAAUUCAGCUACGAUAG